Molecule: messenger RNA, 918 nt
Organism: Dreissena polymorpha
Lineage: Eukaryota; Metazoa; Mollusca; Bivalvia; Myida; Dreissenidae
Product: zinc finger protein 558-like
Exons: 4
Coding region: 1-918 (305 amino acids)
Cellular component (GO): nucleus
Source: RefSeq, a predicted model, not a curated record
AUGCGCACGCAUACAGGGGAAAAGCCGCACGCCUGUGACGUCUGCGGAAAGGCGUUCUCGACGUCAUCGUCGCUAAACACACACCGGCGCAUCCACAGCGGCGAGAAGCCUCACGAGUGCGGGGUCUGCGGGAAGCGCUUCACCGCCAGCUCCAAUCUGUACUACCACAAGAUGACACACAAUAAGGAUAAGCCCCACAAAUGCAGCCUUUGCAACAAGUCCUUCCCGACGCCCGGGGACCUGCGCUCGCAUAUGUACGUGCAUAACGGAUCGUGGCCGUAUCGCUGUGAUGUCUGCAACAGGGGAUUCAGCAAGCAGACGAACCUCAAGAACCACCUGUUGCUCCACACCGGUGACAAGCCACACGAGUGCUCCACGUGUCAAAAGAAGUUCGCCCUCUACUGCAACCUGAAGACUCAUUUGAAAACGCACGAAGACGACACACAGGGUAGUUGUACAUCAUGCGGCCGAACGUUUCUGAAGAAGAACGACGCAACUUCCGACAAGUGUUGUGACUGCGUGCGUGCGUCCUCACCGGAAGCCGCGUCUCCUCCGCCUAAGCGACACCUCAGUGACUUCAGCAUUUCCAAAUUGACGAACAUCGAUGACAAGACACCGGAGACACCGAGCCUAGCAAGCGCCUUCGACACCAGAAUCUACUCCUCCCUCUACCACCCCGCCAUGUUUUUGACUCCGCCCACAACUCGAUAUCUAGCCCCUGAACACAUGCCCAUAGGGUAUCUUCCGGUAUUUGGCAACAUGGGAUCGACUGAAAAUCACCUGCUGGCUCAAACUUCCGGUCUGCUGCCACGGUUUCCGCCCAGCCUCUCUUACGCUGAGGCCGCCUACAGAUACCACCACCAACAGUCGAUGAUGUCACUUAAGUCAGACUGGUCGCCGGGAGUCAUCGCGAAGUGA